Messenger RNA from Tachysurus fulvidraco (yellow catfish), 1264 nucleotides. RefSeq lists its product as uncharacterized. Gene Ontology annotation, cellular component: ciliary membrane; Golgi apparatus. The coding region runs from base 338 to 841 and encodes 167 amino acids. Lineage: Eukaryota; Metazoa; Chordata; Actinopteri; Siluriformes; Bagridae. The transcript is spliced from 4 exons. Gene Ontology annotation, biological process: negative regulation of smoothened signaling pathway. The record is from RefSeq and is a predicted model, not a curated record.
CACGAUGAUUUAAGACCCGCGCGUGUCUGUGAAAAUGCUUCAGUUUGCACAACAAAGGAACAGCAGAAAAUCCUCCGAAGAUUUUCAGAUCGUACACGAUGAUGUGUUAUGAAAGGCACGAGCGCUGAAAGGGGCGCAAGCGCUCGCGCAUUCAUCACCUGGCUUCAUAACGCCUCUAUAACGCUGAGGGGAUUGGAUGUAUCUGAUGACUGCCGGUGUGCAUGGUGUAUUUUGGUUUAAAAGCAAUUAAUGAGAAAGUUGCAUCACAGCAUUUGACCCGAGAAGAUCCCAGACGCACUUUAAGGCCACAUCAUUGCUGUUUUUGAAAUUAUGGGAAAUGGAUAAACUCACCAUAAUUUCAGGAUGUCUGUUUCUUGCUGCUGAUAUUUUUGCAAUUGCCAGCGUUGUGAACCCAGACUGGAUCAACACGGGAGAAGAAGAAGGUGCCCUGACCAUGGGGCUGGUCCGGCAGUGUCAGACGAUUCACGGCAGGGACAGGAUAUGUUCACCCCCAAGCCUUUCUCCAGAAUGGCUCGCCACUCUCUUCUUUAUAAUCCUGGGCAUCAUUUCACUGUCCAUCACUUGCACUCUGUUGGUGCUGUCACACUGGCAUCAGGAGACAGCCAAGUAUGCCCGCUGGAUUGCUUUCACAGGAAUGGUCCUGUUCUGUCUGGCAGCUCUUAUAUUUCCUACUGGAUUUUAUAUCAGUGAAGUUGGUGGACAACCUUAUAAGUUACCCAACAGCACUGUUGUGGGAUCUUCAUACGUACUUUUUGUCUUAUCGAUAUUUUUCACUAUCGUCGGACUGUUGUUUGCUGGGAAAGUCUGUCUGCCUGGCUGACAUAAAGCUUCACCACUAAUGUGUUUGUUGCAAGCUAUAAAGCUUAAAGCAUAGGGUCCCAUUUCUUAGAAAGCGAAAGACUUGCUUGGAAAGGAUGACAUCAAGAUUUUAUAUGCACUAUGUCAUGAAUUGUGUAUUAGACAUGCACUGUAUCACUGGAGCUGACAACCUUCUCCGUUGGGUAUUGUCUUCUACUGCCAAUUAUUUUGAAAGAAUUCAGUCCUGUUCUUUUUCUUAACGUCGUCCUUGUGAUUGUUAUCCUUCAUGUCAUGGCAUGUGACAACAAUAGUUUAAAUACAGUGCACAGUUUUUUUUUAAGAUGUUUUUUUUUUUAUUAAGGUAAAAGGAGGUAAAAGUGAUGUGUUCUUGCUGUACAGGAAAAGUCUAUUCGAGCCACAAUAGCAACUCUGUCCUUCUCUUCCA